GUCAAACCGAAACCACGAGGUGGGGACAUAGCUAGACCUUCUCAACCACUUUCACGACGCCCGACGCGCUUUUGGGUUGACACACCCACCUUUCCCAUUUCACUUAGUGCAAGAUGGCCGAUUCCGAUGAAGAGUACAUUGGAGAAAUCUCUGAGGAUGAGGGCGAGAGCAAUAUCCCUCGGGGAUCUCGAGGGGAGACUGUAUUCCGUUCCAAAAGGCGAAAGCAUCGCGGAGGCGCAGAAUGGGAAGUCUCAAGAACGUGGGAAACCUUAGUUGAGGGCGCCGAUGGCACAAUUAGCUCUACAGUUGAAGGGCUUCUUGAAGCUGGGAAAAGAAAAAGACUCCUCAGAGACACGACGCCCCUGCAACGGGGUAUAAUUCGUCACCUCAUUUUGGUUCUGGAUCUGUCACAGUCAAUGGCUGAGAAAGAUCUCCGACCGACGCGCUACCUACUAGCCCUACGGUAUGCACAAGAGUUUGUGAGAGAGUUUUUCGAACAGAAUCCCAUCUCCCAGCUCGGCGUCCUUGGCUUGAGAGAUGGCCUCGCAAUCAGGGUCAGUGAUAUGAGUGGGAACCCUACUGAGCAUAUCAGUGCCAUCCAAUCCUUGCGAGACCAAGACCCAAAGGGUCUCCCUAGUCUACAGAAUGGCCUUGAAAUGGCUCGAGGUGCUUUGUUCCAUACUCCAAGCCACGGCACCCGUGAGAUCCUGGUCAUCUUUGGUUCACUCCUUUCCUCUGACCCAGGUGACAUUCACCAAACAAUAACUACACUUAUCAACGACAAAAUACGGGUUGGGAUCGUGGGCCUUGCUGCGCAAGUAGCCAUCUGCCGCGAACUUUGUGACAAAACCAAUGGGGGGGAUGACACUGCCUAUGGUGUGGCACUUAAUGAGCAGCAUUUUCGUGACCUAGUGAUGAAUGUCACAACACCGCCGGCUACAUACUCCCAAAAACAGACCACGAGCUCUCUCUUGAUGAUGGGUUUCCCUUCUCGUACAGUUGAGGCUUAUCCUUCCCUGUGUGCAUGUCAUUCUACGCCUUCUCGUGGGGGCUACCUGUGCUCACGGUGCAACAGCAAGGUUUGUGGUCUCCCUGCCGAGUGUCCUUCAUGCGGUCUUACUCUGAUACUCUCAACCCAUCUUGCUCGGUCAUACCAUCAUCUGUUUCCCCUGAUGAACUGGGUGGAAGUUCCAUGGCAGCGUGCUUCGGACAGUGCUGUCUGCUUUGCUUGUGGUCUCCCCUUUCCUCCAGUGCCACCCAAAGAGCAAUGGCAAGUUACAGAGGGCCAAACAAAGGGAAUGAGUGUAAGCAGCCGCUAUGAAUGUACUGUGUGCAAUAAUCAUUUCUGCAUUGACUGUGACCUCUUUGCUCAUGAGGUUGUACACAACUGCCCUGGCUGUCAGAGCGGGGUGUUAACCCAUACGAAGCCUGAAUCACAGGAAGUUCUAGACAGUAUGAAUAUCUCCGCAUGAUCAUACGGUUGGCCUCGGACCAGGUACCAAUGAAAUACCGCAUGGUGUUGUUUUCUCAACUCGUGGAAGAAAUGCCCCGGUCAUAAGCAACGUUUGCUUUCAGUAGCGCGGCAAGACUUUCAUUCACGUUGUCAGACUAACGAACAGUCGGGCACAGGUUCCAAAGACCGGAGAGAACCCAGCAUGCGCUAUCCACCUCGUAUUGACCAAACUGCCGG
This is a messenger RNA of Aspergillus ibericus CBS 121593, 1690 nucleotides long. RefSeq names its product TFIIH/NER complex subunit SSL1. Gene Ontology annotation, biological process: nucleotide-excision repair; regulation of transcription by RNA polymerase II; DNA-templated transcription. Gene Ontology annotation, molecular function: zinc ion binding. Lineage: Eukaryota; Fungi; Ascomycota; Eurotiomycetes; Eurotiales; Aspergillaceae. The coding region runs from base 114 to 1472 and encodes 452 amino acids. The record is from RefSeq and is a predicted model, not a curated record. Gene Ontology annotation, cellular component: transcription factor TFIIH core complex; transcription factor TFIIH holo complex. The transcript is spliced from 3 exons.